AUGCCUUCGGACCAGGCCACACUAUCGAUAUUCGGGGUAUUUCAAUGGAUCAGAAAAUGUCUUGACAUCGAGCGGGGUGUGAUUCCGUUGCAUGAACGCCAGGGCAUUAUCCGGAACCAACCUGUUUCUGAGGAGUUGCUGAAUACGUUCAUGCUUAUGAGCCAGUUCAGCGCUGCUGUAUACUGUCGUUCAAACAAUGAUUCUCCUGGGACGUCAUUGAGCUGUUCUGCCGGGAAUUGCCCCCUUGUUGAGGCAGGAGAUACGCAGACUGUGGCGGAGUUUCAGGAUACGGCAGCGACCGAUACAACCGGAUAUGUCGCCAUCUCCCGAAAAUACUCCAUGAUCGUCGUUGGGUUCCGAGGUUCUCGCUCCAUGAGGAAUUAUAUUGCAGACCUGACUUUCGAGGGCGAGUCAGUCAAUCUUGCGGGCUGUAAAAACUGCAAAGGCCAUAAAGGUUUCUGGAACUCAUGGCAAGAAGCGAAAGAGCAGGUUGUUCGCGCCGUGCGGCAGGUAUCUGCGGAGAACCCAGGAUAUCAGAUCGUGUUCACUGGGCACAGUCUCGGAGCAGCCGUUGCGACGCUAGCUGCUGCGGAUAUGAGGACAAUGGGCUUGGAUAUUUCUUUAUACACAUUUGGCGCGCCCCGAGUGGGGGACUCAUCGUUAUCGACAUUCAUCAGCAACCAACCGGGCGGUAACUAUCGUCUCACCCACGGUUCCGAUCUGAUACCUCAAUUGCCACCUCUUCUGUUUGGAUACCGGCAUAUAUCCCCAGAGUAUUUCAUUUCGAGCGGUCAGAAUAUUGUUCCGACCCCCAAGGACAUCACCAUAUAUUCUGGAGAUUGGAAUCUUUCCGGCAACACUGGGAAGCUCCCAGGAAAUGUGGUUGCUCAUCAAUGGUACUUCAAUAGAAUCGCUAGCUGCGCGAGCGGCUUCGAAUGGAAAUGA
Molecule: messenger RNA, 945 nt
Organism: Eremomyces bilateralis CBS 781.70
Lineage: Eukaryota; Fungi; Ascomycota; Dothideomycetes; Eremomycetales; Eremomycetaceae
Product: alpha/beta-hydrolase
Exons: 4
Coding region: 1-945 (314 amino acids)
Biological process (GO): lipid metabolic process
Source: RefSeq, a predicted model, not a curated record